AUGACGAGCGGCAAGGUCAGUAAGAAGAAGAACGCCAAGAGGCCGGUGGAAGCUGCGCAGCAACACGAGCGCCCAGUGCAGCGGGAUUGCAGUCAAAACACUAUGGAGACGACGAAGGGGACUGAGGCGGCGCCGCAUCCUUUUCUCGGCCGUGAGCUGCGUGUGGAGCUGUCGGAUUGUCGUAUUAUCGUUGGGACGCUCAUCGCCUACAUUGGACUUGGCGACCUGCUGCUGCAGAACGUUGUGGAGCAGCGCUGUUACGCUGACGGCGAAAUGAGUUGGCGGUCACUCAGUCUGCUGGCGAUUCCGUGGAAGCAUGUGACGGCGAUGCACCGGCGGCUGCCGGACUGUGAGCCCAUCAGCUUCAUAGAGGCCUGA
Messenger RNA from Trypanosoma rangeli, 378 nucleotides. RefSeq lists its product as uncharacterized. Bases 1 to 378 code for a protein of 125 amino acids. The transcript has a single exon. Lineage: Eukaryota; Euglenozoa; Kinetoplastea; Trypanosomatida; Trypanosomatidae. The record is from RefSeq and is a predicted model, not a curated record.